Thalassophryne amazonica is the source of this 4851-nucleotide messenger RNA. It is a transcript of the gene btbd8, whose product is annotated as BTB domain containing 8. Gene Ontology annotation, molecular function: protein binding. The transcript is spliced from 18 exons. Lineage: Eukaryota; Metazoa; Chordata; Actinopteri; Batrachoidiformes; Batrachoididae. The record is from RefSeq and is a predicted model, not a curated record. The coding region runs from base 29 to 4618 and encodes 1529 amino acids.
GUGUGGGCUUUUAAAAAGGACGUCAACAAUGAUGACCACCCGCGACACUUCAAGACGAUUCCAGAUCAAAGAGCAGAAACACAAAGAGCAGCUGAAGAGGUGUUUGUCAGCUGCUUUAUCUGCAGACCUUCACAGGUUGCUGCAAGAGGAGCUGGAGGCAGAUGUGUGUGUGUGUGCUGGUUCAGGGACACUUCGAGCCCACAGAGCUGUACUGUUGGCCAGAGCUCCUCAUAUCCUUCAGGGAACACGCAAAGACUCGAUUAGCAUCCAGCUGCCUGGGAAGGACCUCAACACACUGAAAGAUUUCAUCAGGAAUGUGUACACAGCAGAGCAAAGCAUGCGCUGUGAUGUCAUAAUCCCAGCUGAUGACUGGUCACGACCAGAUUAUGACAGAAAAUCGGUUACAGAUGCAGUAGACCUUCACCCAGCUAACACAGAUGCUGCUGCUCUUGACCCGGCCUCAGGCCUCGGAGCUGACUUACUGUAUCUGUACAAGAAAGGAGAGCAGUGUGAUAUCACCAUUCAAGUGGCUGAGGAGUUCUUUUCUUGCCACAGGGCCAUCCUGUGUGCACGAUGCGAGUACUUUCGAGCUAUGUUGAGUGGGAGUUGGAUGGAGAGCUCAAGACAGUGCAUCCCCCUGCAAGGUUUGGGGCCAGAGGAGAUGGAAAUUGUGCUUCAGUUCAUUUAUGGGGCCAUAGCGGAUCUGCCUUCCGGAACCAAUUUCAGUCAGGUGGUGUUGGCAGCAGAUAUGUUGGGUUUGGAGGGUCUCAAAGAUGUGGUGGAGAUGGUUCUUACCCGAGACCACUGCUGUUUCUUCCCCAAGCCAAGUUAUGGGGUUCAGCAAGCUAUUCUGGAAUGCUUGUCCUUCAGCCAUGCUGUAGGUCUUCACCACCUCCACAUGUUGUGUAAGAGGUGGGUAGCUGAACAUUUUGUGAAGACUUGGUCACAGAGAAGCUUUUCCCUCCUUUCCAGUGAUCUCCACAGAGUGUGUCUGACUGCUGUGACCGAAUCUAUGACGGUGGACAACGCUGUCACUGUGCUCUGUGACAGUGAACAGUUAAUAAUCAGCCUCCCAGAAGUGAAGUGGGCUCAACAGGUGAGACGUCUGGCCACAGAGCUGCAGGAGGAGAGUCUGCAUGUAAUUAUACAGGACCUUCACAAAGUCAUACGGACUCGAGCCUUCCAGGAUUUCCGCAGGAGGGAGGAGUUUACUCAGGAGCCCACAUUGUUGCAGAAGCUGUGUUCAGCUAUAGCAGAUGGAGUGACUGUGGACAACUGCUGUGAUCUAUUCACUGCUGUGCUGUGUCUGUCUGGAGAAGACAUGGAAGAGGUCUCACCCCUGGAGUAUGAAGCGCAGAAAGAGCAGCCUUUCAGGCAGGCCAUUUGUACAUUAUGUGAGCGGUUGUGGACCUUCCUGCUCCAGACGUUUUAUGCAGUCCGGCACACACCGGGAUGGCGGAGACUGUCCUCCAGAGACAAAGAUAGAAUACUGGCAGCAUCCAUUGACAAAGGAGACAACCGAAGACUUGGUAAAAAGCCUGUACUAAGCAGCUCACAGCCAAGGGAUGUAAAAUGCCCUUCAUCCACACCUGAGAGCCGUCCAGUGCACAAGGUCCCAACUGGGUCUGAGAAUACAAAUUUCGCUUCUCCUGCUGGUGCAUCAGCCAUGAAGUCUGAUGGACAUGGUACAGAUAACAAGUCAGGAGACACUCACACAUCAAAAGGAAAUAAAGUAAAGAAGCCAUUAGACAAGAGUGUUGAACCUAAAGCAAAGGCAACACUAUCUGGCAGUCCAGUCGUCAAUGGCACUGGAGCUGCAGGAGUGAGGCAGUGUACAGCCAGUGCCAAUGGUCCCAAAAGUCUUAAAGAACAUAAGAAGACAAACCCAGGGACUCGGCCUAAGACCUCUCCUCCAAGCUGCACAUCUUCAAGCCCGACAGCAGGAAUGAAGGCUCAGAACAGUUCAACAGUAAAAGCAGGCGCACAAGCUUCAACCACAUCAGACGGCACAUCGCCAGAGACCAGCGCCGACAGCCAUACAAACUCAGGUGCUAAACCAAAACACCAGUCUAAGGUAGUCAGCAAAGCUGCACUGGAUAAACCUUCUCAAAAAUCAGAUACAGCAAAGACCAGCAGUCCAUCCAAUAAGUCAAGUGUGAGGGACGUUAAAGGCAAGACCACUUCAGCAGAUAAAGUAUCAGCUGGAGUAACAGCACUGAGAGCUGACGCAAAGGGGAAAAUCACUCCAGACAGCCAUGUCUCCAAGCAUGGGUCUGCUGUGAAAAAACCUGCUCCAUCCAAGGAAGAAGACGGUAGACACAGGUUGAAAUCCUCAGCACCUGACAAAACAGCUGCUGAAGCCCCGAAGAAGAUUAUCACAAAAUCCAUUUCAACACUCGGAGCGUCGGCUAAAUCCACUUCUAAACCAGCAUCGAAACCCAUCUCCUCCAAGCCACCAUCAGUAGUAGCUGCCAAAUCAGGGCCAAAGACCAAAAGUAAUACUGAGGUAUCUGCAGAGAAAUUUUCGAAAAAGUCUCAAGCAACUUUGAAAACCUCAGCUGCUGUCAUCACCAGGAAGCCAACAGUUAAAGAAACGGAGAACUGUAAAAAUGAAGCAACUCCAGGUAAUGUUGAGGCUGCAGAAAAUAAAGAGGUAGUCUCCUCUGACCAGGAUGCCACAUAUUACACACAACCACUAAGCCAGUGUGGAGGAGGAUCACUUCCUCUAGAAUCACAGCCUAAGCAGAGUCUCCACGGUGCUACAAUACAACAAAGAGAAAAUAAUUCCACACCAGCGCUGAAUUACAUCACCUGUGUGAAAUCUGUAAAUGCAGACGCUCCCCAGCAGAUUGAAAGAAGCGAAGGAAGACAGCCACCAAAUGGUGUCAUCACAACUAACGCCAUCAGUGGACAAGCUGACGAGGUCGUGUCUCCAAGAGAAAGUCUCACAGGCAUACCCUGCAGAGUGGGGACCACUGAGACUCAUCUAGGAGGCUGCUGGAGCGGGAUCCACCAUCAGAUCAGUCCAGAGUCAGAGACCGGCAGCACACACACCACUUCCUCUGAUGACAUCAAGCCACGCUCAGAGGACUAUGAUGCCGGAGGCUCUCAGGACGAUGACUGUUCCAAUGACCGAGGUGUGUCAAAGUGUGGCACCAUGCGCUGUCACGACUUUCUGGGCCGCAGCAGCAGUGACACAAGCACUCCAGAAGAGUUAAAGAUGUGUGAAGGUGGUGCCGGCUUGAAAGUGGAGGUACGACUGCGUGGGCGAGAAGCAGAAACCACCAGCGAGGAGGAGGGAGCGAAACGACGCUCUCGUUCGUGGUUACACAGAGAUGACAUUUCUGUAGAGGAGCAUUCCAAAGCGGAGGUCACUGUGGCUGUAAAGAACAUACCUGACCAGCAGCUCUUCUCCUCUGAGGACUCUGAGGAAGAGGAGGAUGAAGAAGACGAGACUGAAAAUGAAAGGUCAGAGGUUGAAGUUCUACCAGGUCAGAGCCAAGUACCGUCCACUGAGCCCCCACCCCAUUUUCAGGGUAUUGUCAACCUAGCAUUUGACGAUGACGGUGUGGAGCAGGACAAUGAGCAGCCCGACUUCCAGUCAUCCUCUAACUUUCGCCGGUCAGUGUUGCUGUCUGUUGACGAAUGUGAGGAGUUGGGCUCGGAAGAGGCCGGGAUUCAAACUCCACCGCAACCAACUGAUGAUGCUGCUCUCUGUGAUGUUUUUGAGUCGGACUCUGCACCUUGUCGGUCCAGUUGUGCCCCUGCUGUCGACCAACAGAAUCAUCUUUUAGAAAAUGCAGAAGUGAAUCACACAAGCCCCAGCAAUGAAAAUGAACAAAAAUCAUCUGUGUGCCUCACAGAGAGCCUGGACACCAGCCACCAUGUCCAGGUGGAAGAAAUGAAGUGCAGUAACCGUCCUCUGGAUGAUGACAGUCAGGACCUUCUUCCCCAGGAGCGUCCAAGCCACCUGGACCUGCGGCACGCUGAACAAUACAGCAAUGGAGUACUGUGCCAAAAUCACAUCAGUCUCUCAGACAGCAAGAAAGCUGACUUACAUCUUGACUUAAAUGAGUCUCAGCUGGCAGGUGACGCUCCUGUACAUGCUACACAAUCUCCAGCAGGGAACAGUGGUUGUGACAUAUUGGAUCAAACCUGCAAGCAUGACCGCCCAACGUCCAAAGCCCUCUCACCCAUUUACGAGCUGGACAUGGGAGAUGUGUUUGAGCACGGCGUGAACAAGGACAGUCACAGGAGUAAUGAGGAGGAGAAACAGAGAGGGGACUGUGACAGAAGCACUGAGUUCGCAGAGCAGGACUGGAGCCUGCUCAGGGAGCUUCUCUCAGACCACGCGUCUAAUCUGGGCAUCAUAAACCCGGUGCCUGAGGAGCUCAACCUUGCUCAGUACCUUAUCAAGCAGACGCUGUCCCUGUCACAUGAUUCCCUGGACUUCCAGGCCUACCUCCCCCAGGAGAAAGACACCUUCAAACGCUGGGCAGAACUUAUCUCGCCCAUGGAGGACUCGUCCACCAGCAUCACUGUGACCAGCUUCUCCCCAGAAGAUGCUGCAUCUCCACAGGGGGAGUGGACCAUUGUGGAACUGGAAACUCAUCACUGACUGUACAGGCAAGAAUCUGCUGGACAAUUUGUAAAACGUAUCUUCAGAAUGGACUUGGUCUUAAUUUAUUAGAGUGUCCACUCCCCGUCACUUUGCCCACUGUGUUUCCUGAUAGAAGUGGACUGUUAUGCAUGCUGAGAUUUUGUUUCAUUGUUCACUUGGUGUUACUUUAAAGCUCUGGAAAAGUAAGAACAUACCUUUCUUCUUCUUUUUUUUUUUGUCAUGACUGUCUC